CGGAAGUAGUACAAUCCUUUGGCUUUCCCUGUCAAAUGCAGAUCUGAAUUACUCCAAUCUCAGCACCGAAUGGUUGCCUCACCCUUGGUCGGAGUUGCGGCAUGACUUUCCCAAUGACACCUCACCGGACUCACUGCCCCUCGGGCAUAGUUGCGAGGAUUGGUUCUUGCUAUGAAUGGCUCGGUGGCCGACAAUAUGGACACGUAGAAACUCCCCUUGAGUAACAACAAGGGGGGUAAAGUACCAUAUCAGCCUACUUGGACCACGUUUUGCUGCCCCCGAAUAUUCCCCUUUCUAACUAUUCCUCGCAAGGGUCCAUGACUUGUAAGCAGUGCUAAAUUACCACAGGCGACUGAGAAUAUUCGGAUGUCUGAUAUAAGUCUGUGCCCCCUCCUUGGAAGAGCACACCAAGCCUGCUCUAUCUUUUCAAUCUUCGUUUUUGUGUGAAGACAUGUCGGACAAGAUGGCAUUUCUCCUUUUUGGAGAUCAGUCACUGGACGUUUAUGCCUUCUUAGCAGACUUCUGUGGUGGUUCCAAGAUUCCCAGUGUGCUGGCACGAUCGUUUUUGGAGCAGGUUGGGGCUGCUCUUAGAAGGGAGGUGGAUCAGUUGUCUUCUAUUGAGCGUCAACGAGUCCCGAGAUUUGCGAGCGUGAAAGAGUUGAACGAGAAUUACCAUGGCCAUGAGGUCAAGAAUUCAGCAGUGGACAGUGCACUUUUGUGCAUUGCACAGUUAGCGCAUUACAUCGACCGUGCUGAGAAGAUGCACGAAGACUCAACAAGACCCUCAGAGACAUGCCUCAUUGGCUUAUGCACUGGCUUAUUUGCAGCAACUGCCAUCGCCUCUUCGCCGUCGCUGUCUGGACUUGUGCCAAUUGCUGUGCAAAUGGUAUUGAUGGCAUUUCGAACCGGCGCAUAUGUUACGGCCCUCGGAGACCGUCUCCACAAGCAUUCUGAAGGGUCGUCGAGCUGGACUUAUGUUUUACCCGGAAUAAGUGAGGUUGCAGCCACUUCAAUAAUUAGCGACUUCCACAAGGUCAAUCGAAUUCCAUUGGCUAGCCACACAUACAUAAGUGCAAUUACUUCAAACAGCAUCGCAGUCAGCGGACCGCCUACCACGUUGAAGGCCCUUUUUGACUCUGGCACUUUUGACAUCAAGCCCACACCCAUUCCAGUCCAUGGACCAUAUCAUGCAGCGCAUCUCCAUUCGUGGUUCAACGCGGAGAAGAUUCUCCGACUUAAAGAUGCACAGGUGCAGAGAGUCCUAGGAAACCUUACCCCGAGAUUUCCAAUUAUGUCUUGUACCACAGGAGCCUGGUACACCGAACAGACCUCACUUUCCUUGAUUCAAGCUGUGCUACGUGAUAUCCUCACAGAGCCGCUACAAUUCCACAAGGUAGUCCAAGGGUGUGUUCUGGCGGCUCAAAAUUAUCGGGGACCUCGGUGUCUGGUGAUUGCAUUUGGCCCUUCCCAAGCUGCGAAUAGCUUGGCAACUGUCCUCAAAGCGCAAACUAGCCUUGAAAUCGAUUUGCCACGAUCACUUUCAGCAAUUCCGGAGAAUCCCGCACCAAGCAAUGAGAUCAACGGUACUGGACGUACCAAACUUGCUAUUGUUGGCAUGUCUGGUAGAUUUCCUGACGCCGCGAGUCACGAGAAGUUAUGGGAACUUCUGGAGCGAGGAUUAGAUGUCCACAGGGAGGUCCCAAAAGACCGUUUCGAUGUACAAACACAUUUUGAUCCUACUGGGAAGACGAGGAAUACAAGUCACACCCCGUAUGGUUGCUGGAUCGAGAACCCAGGCCUUUUCGACCCACGAUUCUUCAACAUGUCACCGCGAGAGGCCUUUCAGACAGAUCCAAUGCAAAGACUUUCUCUGUCAACUGCAUACGAGGCACUGGAGAUGGCUGGAUACGUCCCCAAUCGCACACGAUCGACGAAGUUGGAUCGUAUCGGUACUUUCUAUGGGCAGACAUCCGAUGACUGGCGCGAAAUCAACGCGGCCCAAGAUGUUGAUACCUAUUUCAUCACCGGAGGUGUCCGAGCUUUCGGACCGGGAAGAAUCAAUUAUCACUUCGGCUUUUCUGGACCAUCUUUCAGCAUUGAUACUGCAUGCUCAUCUAGUGCGGCUGCCAUUCAGUUGGCUUGCACUUCUCUGUGGGCAGGGGAUUGUGACACGGCUGUUGUGGGGGGUGUGUCUUGUAUGACCAACUCGGACAUCUUUUCUGGACUCAGUCGUGGACAAUUCCUCUCAAAGAACGGUCCUUGUGCUACUUUCGACAACGAUGCAGACGGAUACUGCCGAGCAGAUGCUGUUGGCACUGUUAUCAUCAAGCGUCUAGAUGAUGCAUUGGCUGAUAAUGAUAAUGUCUUGGCAGUGAUUUUAGGAUCGGCAACGAACCAUUCAGCAGAUGCCAUCUCAAUCACUCACCCCCAUGGCGGAACUCAAGAAAUCCUGUACAAGAGCAUUCUUCGCCGAGCCGGCAUUGACCCUCUGGACGUUGGUUACGUUGAAAUGCACGGCACCGGCACCCAAGCCGGCGAUGGAACUGAAAUGAAAUCCGUCACCAAUGUAUUCGCUCCAAGAGAUCGCUUGAGGACCGCUGAACAGCCUUUAUUUCUCGGUGCAGUCAAAGCAAAUCUCGGACACGGUGAAGCUGCUUCCGGAAUCACUGCUCUCAUCAAGUGCUUGCUCAUGCUCCAGAAGAACGCCAUACCUCCUCACGUGGGUAUCAAAAAUACCAUCAAUAAGGGCUUUCCCAAGGACCUGUCUGAACGAAAUGUACACAUCGCUUUCCACAAGACACCCUUCCGGAAGAGGACUGUGGCACCUCGGAGAAUUUUUGUCAACAAUUUCAGUGCUGCUGGUGGCAAUACUGGAUUGCUUUUGGAGGAAGCUCCUCCCGAGAAGCGUGCAUUGACCGAUCCGCGGUCCGUGCAUGUCGUGGCUAUUACUGCAAAAUCAAAGUCUGCGAUGAUGAGGAAUGCUGAGCGGAUCUUGGCCUAUUUGGAACAGAAUCCCAAAACAAGUGUCGCGGAUUUGGCUUACACGACUACUGCUCGUCGUAUACAGCACAAUUGGAGAAUGACUGUUACGGCAUCUGACAUUUCCGAAGUUCGAUCUGGUCUCCAGUCUCGGUUGAAUGAGGGUUUUAUUCCAGUCCUUCCAGAACCACCAAAGAUCGCCUUCCUCUUCACCGGCCAAGGUUCGCACUAUCCUGCCAUGGGCAAAGAAUUGUACACCAACGCGAGUCUUUUCAAGGAGACAAUCGACGAGUAUGAUCAGAUUGCGAGAAUUCAUGGCUUUCCGACAUUCCUUCCUCUAAUUGACGGAAGUGCGCAAGACGUAUCAAGCCUAUCACCUGUCGUGGUUCAACUGGGGGUGGUGUGCUUUGAGAUGGCAAUGGCAAGGCUCUGGGACUCUUGGGGUAUCAAACCAAGUGUUGUGCUCGGGCACAGCUUGGGAGAAUAUGCCGCCCUCAAUGUGUCGGGCAUUCUCUCCGUUAGCGACACAAUUUACUUGGUGGGCGUACGAGCUCAGCUCCUUGUCGAGAGAUGCGCCGCCGGUACUCAUGUCAUGGUUGCUAUUCGAGGAUCUCUUGAUUCCGUCACAGAAACCCUCAGAGAUCGACCUACACCAGUCAAUAUUGCUUGCAUCAACGGCACACGCGAGACCGUGAUCAGUGGCCAGUCCUCGGAAAUGUCUGAGGUUUUCGAUCUUCUAUCCGAAGCCGGCUUCAAAUGCACUCAGCUGAAUGUACCCUACGCAUUCCAUUCUGCUCAGGUAGAUCCGAUCCUCGAUCAAUUCGAAAGACUGGCCGAAUCAGUACACUUCGGAGAGGAGAAGAUCCCGAUCAUCUCAUCACUUUUGGGCAGACUUCUCAACGAGCCGGAAGUCAUUGAUCCUGUCUAUCUUCGCAACCACGCACGCGAUCCAGUCAACUUCCUGGGUGGAUUGACUUCCGCCCAAGCUGCCGGUGUUGUAGAUGAAAAGACUGUCUGGCUUGAGAUUGGUCCUCAUCCAGUUUGUCUGGGCAUGGUGAAAGGCACCCUUGAAAAUGCCCACAUCACGGCAUCAACACUGAGACGGAACGAAAGCGCAUACAAGACUAUCAGUAAUUCCUUGUGCGCACUUCACACCGCCGGCGUCAACAUGGAUUGGAAUGAGUACCAUAGGGACUUCAGUGACUCUGUGCAUCUCCUUGACUUGCCUAGUUACUCCUUUGAUGACAAGAAUUAUUGGAUCCAGUACGAGGGAGACUGGUGUUUGACAAAGGGCCAGCUUCCGACUGGUAAGCCCACGCCGCUUAUCGAGAACGCCAAACCGAAGCUCUCCACAACCACUGUACACACUGUCACGAGCGAGAUCAUCGAAGGAGACGUCGCUAUUGUAUCCAUAGAAUCCGAUCUGGCCAAGCCUGGACUUCGAGAAGUUGUUACGGGGCACGUCGUCAACGGGACCAUGCUUUGCCCAUCAUCACUCUACGGAGACAUGGCAGUCACGGUGUGUGAUUACGCCUACAAGCUUGUUCGACCGGAUGCAACAAAUCUCGGUAUUGAUGUUGCAAACAUGCAAGUUCCCAAGUCACUGCUUGCCAGGCCCGAUGGAGCCAGCCAGAUCCUCCGACUCACGGCUCGGGUAGACACCAAAGCUGGCAGCGGCCAAUUAAGCUUUUCAACUGGAUUGGACAAAGAAAAAGUUGAACACGCCACUUGUGACGUCUUCUUCGGUGACACCAAGGCGUACCUUUCUGAGUGGCAGCGAACUGCCUACCUCAUUCAAGCUCGGGUCGACUGGCUCAAGGAAGCCGAACAGAAUGGCAGGGCCCACAAAAUCGGCCGUGGCUUGGCCUACAAGCUCUUCGCCAAUUUGGUAGAUUACAACGCACGAUAUCGUGGAAUGCAAGAGGUGAUUCUUCACAGUGAGAACCUAGAGGCUACUUCGAAAGUCGUUUUCCAAACUUCCAAAGAUGAUGGAACUUUCGUCUGUUGCCCUUACUGGAUCGACAGCGUCGCCCAUAUUUCAGGCUUUAUUAUGAACGGGUCUGAUGCCAUCGACUCCAGGGAAAGUGUAUACAUAUCUCAUGGUUGGGGAUCCAUGAGAUUCGCCGAACCGCUAUCUGCGGAGAAGACAUAUCGAUCAUACGUCAAAAUGCAGCCUACCGAACCAAACGUAGUUGCUGGCGAUGUCUUCAUUUUCGAUGGUGAUCGGAUUGUGGCAAGUGUAGGUGGCUUGAAAUUUCAGUGCAUCCCACGCCGGGUGUUAAACAUGGUCCUGCCUCCUGUUGGUGUAGCAAAGGCCGCCCUACCUGCAAACCCCAAGCCUGCCCGCCAGAGCGUGCCAGCUCCGAAGCCCUCGAAAAAGUCAAAGAUGGACGCGACCUCGCAACUGAGCAAAGCCAACAUUGCCACUGUCAACACAAAACUUCUCUCAGUAUGCUCCCAAGUGCUCCAAAUCUUGGUAGCAGAGGUCGGAGUUGGAAUUGACGAGUUGGUUGACAACAUCAGCUUCUCGGAUCUUGGUGUCGACUCCCUCAUGUCCUUGACGGUCAGUGGAAGGAUCCGCGAGGAGCUGGAGAUUGAAGUUCACUCGCACGAUUUCAAUGAUCAUCCGACCAUCGGAGCUUUCAAGACUUUCCUUACCAAGUUUGAGACCUCGAAACCCAUUCCAACCUUAGACUACAGCCCAACGGAAUCUGACGAUCAUUCAACACCCGAACUUAUGAACGACUCCAAUGUGACAACACCUCCCGAAGACCCUGUCGUCUUCGGGGAAGAGACUGGGGAAAGCCUCGGUGAACUCAUCAGAACCACAAUUGCAGAGGAACUGGGCGUCGAUACAUGUGAGAUCGCUGAUACAGUCGACCUCACAACUUUGGGUCUGGACUCUCUCAUGAAUCUGACAAUUCUUGGACGACUCCGAGAGAAAACCGAUCUCACACUCCCUGGUGAUCUGUUCGUGACCAGCCCAACAAUUCGGGCUAUCGAAAAGACGCUGUGCAUCGGUGCACCGAAGAAGGCGCCACCACCUCCACCUGUUACGAAACCAAAGCAGCUCAAAGUCUCACCACUAACUCCAACUAGCGGCCCCGAGCGUCUUGCCACUUCAGUUUUGAUUCAAGGGAACAUGAGAAAGGCAACAAAAUACCUCUGGCUGGUCCCCGACGGAGGUGGAUCUGCAACUUCGUAUGUUGAGAUUCCCGAGCUGGCAGCUCACGUAGCAGUCCUUGGACUGAACUCGCCAUACAUGAAAGUCCCAGAAGAAUUCAAAUGCGGUGUCAUUGGCAUGGCAACCGCCUUCAUUGUGGAAAUGAAACGACGUCAACCAAUCGGACCAUACCUCCUGGCGGGUUGGAGUGCUGGGGGGGUCAUCGCAUUUGAGAUUACCAACCAGCUCACGAAGAAUGGCGAAGACGUCGAGGAACUCAUUCUCAUUGAUUCGCCAUGCCCAGACAUCAUCGAGCCUCUCCCAUCUUCGCUACACAGAUGGUUUGCUUCAAUCGGACUCCUCGGGGGGCGAGGUGACGGCGCCCAGCCCGACGAUUCGAAGAUCCCACCAUGGCUCCUACCUCACUUCGCUGCCUCAGUGAACGCAUUGUCAAAUUACAGUGCGGAGAAGAUCGAUCCAAAAAGGAGUCCGCACGUGACGGCAAUCUGGUGUGAGGACGGUGUCUGCAAGCUACCUACAGAUCCAAGACCAGAUCCGUUCCCAUACGGUCACGCCCAGUUCUUACUGGACAACCGGACUGAUUUUGGCCCGAACAUAUGGGACAAGUAUCUCAAUUCUGAUAGACUUAUAACAAGGCACAUGCCUGGGAAUCACUUCACGAUGAUGAAAAAGCCAUAUGUAAAUAUGUUGGGUGACUUAAUUAGAGAUGCGGUGCUAAAGAUUAAUUAAUGUUUCAGACUUUGUUUGUUUUUGUUGGCAUGCAUUCUGUCCAAGCUCUCCUGUGGCGAAUUGCUUUGAUAUAGUGCCGUGUAAUUGUUUCUCUUCUCGCAUGUUAGAUGCAAUGAAAAAUCUAUCACGAUUCCCCAUGGUGUAAACAACAGAAGAAGAAUUAUGUGACGUGGAAAGCUGCGCGGGGAUGACCCGUGGAAGUCAUUAUCCAAUCCACCGGUUGCCAGGGUAACACAAGUCUGGCCGCUUCUUCCGAUCUGCC
Messenger RNA from Hyaloscypha bicolor E, 7154 nucleotides. Its product is annotated as BcPKS12, polyketide synthase. The transcript is spliced from 5 exons. NCBI's taxonomy places the organism in Eukaryota, Fungi, Ascomycota, Leotiomycetes, Helotiales, Hyaloscyphaceae. Gene Ontology annotation, molecular function: phosphopantetheine binding; 3-oxoacyl-[acyl-carrier-protein] synthase activity; fatty acid synthase activity. Bases 452 to 6892 code for a protein of 2146 amino acids. Gene Ontology annotation, biological process: fatty acid biosynthetic process. The record is from RefSeq and is a predicted model, not a curated record.